CCCCCAGUGCGGGCGCGUUCGGCCACGGCGCGGGCCCCCCCGCGGGGGCUGCUCUAUGAGCGGCACGGGGAGCCCCCCGCCGUCGUGCAACUGAAGGACCUCGAGGUGGCCGAGCUGGGGGACUCCGAUGUCCAUGUCAAGAUGCUGGCAGCCCCCAUCAAUCCUGCCGACAUCAAUAUGAUCCAAGGGACCUACGCCAUCCUCUCCCCGCUGCCAGCCGUGGGAGGGAACGAAGGUGUCGGGGAAGUGCUGGAGGUCGGGCGUCGUGUGGCGGCUCUGAAACCCGGGGACUGGGUCAUCCCGGCGGGCGCCGGACUCGGGACGUGGCGGACGCGGGGGGUGUUCCCUGAGGAGACGCUGCUGAAGGUGCCCAGCGACAUCCCGGUGCUGUGCGCCGCCACCCUGAGCGUCAACCCCUGCACGGCGUACCGCAUGCUGGCCGACUUCGAGACCCUGGCGCCGGGUGACUCCGUCAUCCAGAACGCCGCCAACAGCGGCGUGGGCCAGGCUGUUAUCCAGAUCGCCAAAGCCUCCGGCAUCAAGACCAUCAACGUGGUGAGGGACAGACCUGAUCUCCCAAAGCUGGUGGAGAGGCUGAUGGCCCUGGGCGCAGACCAUGUCAUCACGGAGGAGAUGCUGAGAAAGCCAGAGAUGAAAGAUAUAUUUAAGAGCAUUCCGAAGCCCCGGCUCGCCCUGAACUGCGUCGGAGGCAAAAGCACUACGGAGAUGCUGCGGCAUCUGCAGCCCAAAGGGACCAUGGUCACCUACGGGGGGAUGGCAAAGCAGCCUGUGAUGGUGCCUGUGAGCGCGUUCAUCUUCCGGGACGUGCGGCUCCGUGGCUUCUGGAUGACCCAGUGGAGGAAGAACCACGCGCAGGACCAGGAGAGCCUGGCCAGCAUGAUGGAUGCCUUGUGCCAGCUGAUCCGGAGGGGGCAGCUCGUCGCGCCGGCCUGCACUGAGGUCCCGCUCCAGGACUACAAGGCAGCGCUGGAGGCCACCAUGAAGCCUUUCACAUCCUCAAAGCAGAUCCUCCUCCUCUGACACCCCAAGACCUCGGCUCGUGGGUGGCAGCGAGCUGAGCCCGGUGCUGCUCCACCGCAGCCAAGCUUUCCCUUCCUGCCUUGUCUGCAGACAAGAGAUGCUCAGGAGGGGAAAAAACCUUCCAG
Gymnogyps californianus (California condor) is the source of this 1166-nucleotide messenger RNA. RefSeq names its product mitochondrial trans-2-enoyl-CoA reductase (gene MECR). Gene Ontology annotation, biological process: fatty acid metabolic process. Gene Ontology annotation, molecular function: trans-2-enoyl-CoA reductase (NADPH) activity. Bases 142 to 1041 code for a protein of 299 amino acids. The transcript is spliced from 10 exons. Lineage: Eukaryota; Metazoa; Chordata; Aves; Accipitriformes; Cathartidae. Gene Ontology annotation, cellular component: mitochondrion. The record is from RefSeq and is a predicted model, not a curated record.